UAUAGGCUUCGACUUUAAACUAGCAAAACCAAAGGAGAAAGCUUAAUCGUGCGCCAAUGGAGAAAAGCAUAGCCGAGCUAAGGGAAACUUUCAAAAGCGGGAGAACUAAAAGUGUUUCAUGGAGGAAGAAACAGCUCAAGGCUUUCCUUGACCUCGUAAAUGAAAACGAGGACUCCAUUUUCAAAGCUUUGGAUCAGGAUCUGGGAAAGAGUCCAGUUGAAUCAUACAGAGAUGAGUUAGGGAUUGUAAAGAAGUCAGCCACCUAUAGUUUGAGCUGCCUCGACAAAUGGGUAGCACCUAAGAAGGGUGAUUUACCGUUGCUUUUAUUUCCUUCAAAAGCAGAAGUGAUACCUGAACCUCUCGGUGUAGUUCUCAUUUUCUCAGCUUGGAAUUUCCCAAUCACGUUGGCAUUGGAUCCAUUGAUCGGCGCAAUAUCGGCCGGGAACACGGUGCUGCUAAAACCAUCAGAACUGGCACCCGCAUGCAUGUCUUUUCUCAUUCAAGCCAUUCCUCAAUACUUGGACAACAAAGCCAUUAAGGUCAUUGGCGGUGGAGCAGAUGUAGGUGAACGACUACUUGAGCUGAGAUGGGACAAAAUAUUCUUCACCGGAAGUCCACGAGUUGGUCGCUUGGUGAUGACUGCAGCUGCAAAACAUUUGACUCCGGUUACUUUGGAGCUUGGUGGCAAAUGCCCUGCCAUUGUGCAUAAUACUCUUUCCAACCCUUCAAAAGCAAAGGUGACGGCUAAAAGAAUUGUAGGGGCGAAGUGGGGGCCUUGCACUGGACAAGCUUGCAUUGCAAUAGAUUAUGUGCUUGUGGAAGAGAAAUCAGCUUCUACUCUGAUUGAGUUAUUGAAGAAGUGUAUCCAGAGGUUUUAUGGUGGUAACCUCAAAGAGUUGAACAGCAUCUCCAGAAUUGUUAACAAGAACCAGUUUCAAAGAUUGGUUAAUCUCAUGAAAGAUCCCCAUGUUGCAGCCUCAGUUGUUUAUGGUGGUUCAGUGGAUGAAGAACAACUUGUUAUUGAGCCAACAAUCUUAUUAGAUCCACCGCUUGAUUCUGAGAUCAUGAAUGAAGAAAUCUUCGGCCCAUUGCUUCCAAUAAUUACAGUGAAAAACAUUGAAGAAAGCAUCGAAUUCAUCAACUCCAAGCCAAACCCUCUUGUUAUUUAUGCUUUUACUGAGGACGAAACCUUCAAAAAACGAAUUUUAUCAGACACUUCUUCAGGAUCUGUCACGUUCAAUGAUGCCAUGAUUCAGUUUCUAUGCGAUUCACUGCCAUUUGGAGGGGUGGGACAAAGUGGAUUUGGGAGGUACCAUGGGAAGUAUUCAUUCGACACUUUCAGCCAUGAGAAAUCUGUGUUACAUAGAGCCUUCUACCCUGAACUUGAACCAAGGUAUCCUCCAUGGACCAACUUCAAGCUUAUGUUCAUCAAAUUAGCUUACGGGUUCGACUACUUGGGAUUAAUGCUCCUCAUGCUGGGCUUCAGAAAAUCUUAGUUUGGGACGACAAC
Hibiscus syriacus is the source of this 1510-nucleotide messenger RNA. RefSeq names its product aldehyde dehydrogenase family 3 member F1. Gene Ontology annotation, cellular component: cytoplasm. Bases 57 to 1496 code for a protein of 479 amino acids. Gene Ontology annotation, molecular function: aldehyde dehydrogenase (NAD+) activity. The record is from RefSeq and is a predicted model, not a curated record. Gene Ontology annotation, biological process: aldehyde metabolic process. NCBI's taxonomy places the organism in Eukaryota, Viridiplantae, Streptophyta, Magnoliopsida, Malvales, Malvaceae. The transcript has 10 exons.